UUUCAAAAACGAUAUUGGCCAAGUAUUUACGGCAGUUUAGAUAAAAUAACUGCUGAUUAUGAUUUGAAAAACAGCGAAAGAAUUGCUUUAAAUAAUAAAAACACAAAUAGCAAAUAUGGACAUAAACCUAGAAAGAUAUUUGAGCGUAAUGAAAUUUUAAAAAAAAAUUCUACAGGCGGCCUGUCUUUCCCAACAAUUAAAGACAAGCAACAGAAUCAUGGCAACUACGCUGAAUUAAUUGAAUGCAGAGUUCGUAUACCAACUAAAAUCACUCGUAAUUCUAACAUUAAGUCCAGUCAAGAUCUUAGACUGAGUGAAACGGAUGUUCUUGGAAGAAAUACACAGAAUGGCAAAGGUUUCAUUGCCUCUAAUGGAUGUCAAGCGUAAGUCAAUCUAAAUAAAUUAUCUACUUAAGAAUAUACAAUAGCUUUCAUAAUGUAAAUAAAAGAUUCGCCUUCCUCGUAA
Molecule: messenger RNA, 465 nt
Organism: Bactrocera oleae (olive fruit fly)
Lineage: Eukaryota; Metazoa; Arthropoda; Insecta; Diptera; Tephritidae
Source: RefSeq, a predicted model, not a curated record